GCGCCUUUUUCGCCCAAGCAGACACAAUUUGUAUAUCAUGGUCAGUUGCCACUCAGACCUAUCCGAGCGCUGCUGAGACGAUUCAUGCUCACAGAUGAUAGCGUGUGACGCACCGGCCAGGUCAUGACGAGCUGACGCAAGUAUGCUAUGUAUGUGACAAAGCGCCGCAGCUGCAAGUUGUACAAUGUAUCACUUUGCAUGAUGUCUGACCACGCGGUAUUGCCUUGCUUAGCAUAUGUCCUAAGCUUGCUAGUCGGAGAAUUUGAAGGCGGUCUGUGCUCAACUGUUCGACUUACUGUCAUCCUCGGUUUCUACGCCUUGUGUAAUGUCGUCGACCAUAUUCCGAAUCCUGCGCAGAGUUGCGCUAUGCCUGCAGAUGGCUUUCUUGGCCUGUCUGCUCGGCGUCGGCAUGUCGGCGCACGCCCGUAGCACGGAGAGCUUUCGGAGCACGCGUCAGUCUAUCCGAGUACUUCGUAGCCAUGUGCUGAUCAACAGUGCAGAGGAUGCGAUUGCGGAACUGAUGUUUGCAGCCGCGCUAUCGCUCGUGCUCAGUGCAUUCAUGCUGUACCUUACGCCAGUCAAGGCGGAUCUGCUGCUGACCCGCGCGCAGGCUGGCCGGAUCAAUCAAGUUUGCUCUCGCGACGACGGUAUGGUUCGAGUUGCUGCUCCUGAGCGCACAAUGGCUCGUCUUGGUCGGGUACGUCCGCAGACAGCGUGCCGAGUCGACUUGAUCUGCGAGGGGCAGAGGAUCUAUCGCAUUGUCAAUUCGCAUGCCUCAUCUAGCAAUUGCUUGCUCGCUCGACGACGGACACUGCAGCGGUAUACAAGCAGUACUAGCACUUAGUUGGCUAGCUUGGACGACCAUCUCGCUUCUGCUCCUCUGUGAGAUCAUCUUGCUCGUGCCGCAUCUCUCGGCGAGCGAUAGAUCGAUAUUCGAUAGGCCACUCGACGACCUGGCGAGUCAGCCAGGCGAUCGAUACGCUCGCAGAAUGCCCGAUAUGACCAGCGCAGCCCGACUCUCGUCGUCACAUCGUGUGUCGGUCAGCUCGGAAAGACCUCUGUGGGUAAGCAAUGAAAGUAGGGGGCUUGACUGAGCGAGUGUGCAGGCGAGGCUCG
This is a messenger RNA of Mixia osmundae IAM 14324, 1116 nucleotides long. RefSeq lists its product as uncharacterized. Bases 326 to 844 code for a protein of 172 amino acids. Lineage: Eukaryota; Fungi; Basidiomycota; Mixiomycetes; Mixiales; Mixiaceae. The transcript has a single exon. The record is from RefSeq and is a predicted model, not a curated record.